GAGGCCGGGGAGAUGGCGGCGCGCUGGGCGCUGGGCGCGGGUGCUGCCUGGGCACGAGGUCUCCUCAGCUGGGCACGGCCAGAGAGGUGGCUGGCAUCUGGCAGCCUCUUUCCUCUGUCAUGCAUCCACACCAGCACAUCUCUGCAGAAAAUUGGGAAGUGGGAGAAGAAGAACAGGAUUGUUUACCCUCCCCAGCUGCCUGGAGAGCCUCGCAGACCAGCUGAAAUAUAUCACUGUCGGAGGGAAAUAAAAUACAGCAAAGAUAAGAUGUGGUAUCUGGCAAAACUGAUAAAAGGAAUGUCCAUUGAUCAGGCUCUCGCUCAGCUGGAAUUCAGUGACAAAAAGGGAGCAAAGGUGAUCAAAGAGGUUCUGUUAGAAGCACAGGAAAUGGCUGUAAGAAAGCACAAUGUGGAAUUCAAAUCAAACUUACACAUAGCGGAGUCGCAGACGGGCAGGGGCCGUUACGUGAAGCGGCUGCGGUGCCACGGCAAGGGCAUGUUUGGCAUGAUGAGGAUCAGCAGGUGCCACUACUUUGUGAAGCUGGUGGAAGGUCCUCCUCCUCCCCCAGAGCCACCAAAGACUGGCUUUGACCAAGCAAAGGAGUAUGUGCAGCAGCUGCGAAACAGAACCCUUGUUCACACACUGUGACACACUUUAGUGGCUGUAUAGCUAUCUCCUGUUGGGCAAUGUAAUUGUAUAAAGGAAUAAUUAAAAGUCAUGGUUUAGUUACAUCUUUGGUGUUGCUGGAGCUGGAUGAUGUGAGAAAAAUCAUGGGUUUUUCCCUGUUUGUCAAGCCAAGGGUAUGGAAAAAUCUUGGAGCAGCAGAUGUUACCUUCUCUGAGUUAUUUGGACCACAGCAUUCAAGCUCGGCUCUGGACUGUCAAACCUAAAACACAUGGUGCUGUUAAAAAGCUUGGUGUCUCUGCUAUGUAUGGUGGG
This is a messenger RNA of Taeniopygia guttata (zebra finch), 939 nucleotides long. It is a transcript of the gene MRPL22, whose product is annotated as mitochondrial ribosomal protein L22. The record is from RefSeq and is marked provisional. Gene Ontology annotation, biological process: translation. Gene Ontology annotation, molecular function: structural constituent of ribosome. NCBI's taxonomy places the organism in Eukaryota, Metazoa, Chordata, Aves, Passeriformes, Estrildidae. Gene Ontology annotation, cellular component: ribosome; mitochondrial large ribosomal subunit.